Theileria orientalis strain Shintoku is the source of this 1152-nucleotide messenger RNA. Its product is annotated as vacuolar ATP synthase. Gene Ontology annotation, biological process: proton transmembrane transport; vacuolar transport; vacuolar acidification. The transcript has 5 exons. Bases 1 to 1152 code for a protein of 383 amino acids. Gene Ontology annotation, molecular function: proton-transporting ATPase activity, rotational mechanism. Lineage: Eukaryota; Apicomplexa; Aconoidasida; Piroplasmida; Theileriidae. The record is from RefSeq and is a predicted model, not a curated record. Gene Ontology annotation, cellular component: vacuolar proton-transporting V-type ATPase complex; proton-transporting V-type ATPase, V0 domain.
AUGGAGCUGUGCACGUUUAACGUAAACUACGGGUACCUGGAAGGCAUCGUGCGGGGCUACCGGUCCUCGUUCCUGUCGCCCAUGGACUACAAGAAGAUGGGCGUCGCCGAAACGCUGGAGGACCUGCGGACGGUCCUGGAGGCGACGGAUUACAAUUCAGCAUUUAUCGACGAGCAGGCGCAGAUAACGACUAAGCUCAUAUCGCGGCGCUGCAGGGAGAAACUGGCUUCCGACUACGCGUACCUGAGGCAGCAGUCGGACGGAGACUUGGCGUUAUUUUUGGACUUCAUAGCGCGGGAGAAGAUGAUCGACAAUUUAAUUGCCCUCCUCCAGGGAUUGCUGAAUAAAACGGAUCCGGACGAGCUGAUGGACAGAAUUGAUCCGAUAGGAUGGUUCAGAGGAAUUAAGGCGCUAAUAAACUCGGAAAUAGGCCAGUCGGCCGAGGAACUGUACUUUGAUAAAAAUCACAUAAAACACCCAGGGCCGUAUUUUGAAAGGUAUCUGCCAACAGUUACGUACACCAGGGGCUCCAGCAGUAGCAUAGAUAAAACGCUGAAGACGCUGGACGCAGCGAACAUCGCGGUCAUGAAGGCCAGCCUGAAGAAGAUGUGGCUGGAGGACUUCUACAACUUCUCAGUCUCGCUGGGAGGGACCACAGCCGAGGUUAUGGGCCACAUUCUGAAGACCGAAGCGGAUUUCAAGGCACUUUCACUCACGCUCAACUGCCUUAACAUGACGCAGGCGACGGCACUUCACGACAGGAACAAGCUGUACCCCUCGAUUGGGUACCUGUACCCGUACGGCACGGACAAACUCUGCAAAGCAUUCAACGAAUCUACAGUUCAAGCGGCAUUGGUGCCAUACCCGAAGUACGCGGAGCUCUAUGAGUCAUCGAAGUCUAACUACCACUCCGAAUCCAGAGCGUCGAGGUACGACGGCACGGAAAAGUCACUGGAGGACCUGUUCUACGCAGAGAGCGUGCACCUGUGCGAAAUGAGCUUUGAACAGCAGUUACACUUUGGAAUCUUCUACGCCUGGGUCAAGCUCAAGGAGCAGGAAAUAAGGAACAUAACCUGGAUCGCAGAUAUGAUACUGCUGCGAAGAAGAGAGGAAAUAUCGCGUGUUUUGCCAAUAUUUAAGUCGAGAGUGUGA